Xyrauchen texanus (razorback sucker) is the source of this 1456-nucleotide messenger RNA. RefSeq names its product von Willebrand factor A domain-containing protein 7-like. The coding region runs from base 38 to 988 and encodes 316 amino acids. The transcript has 6 exons. Lineage: Eukaryota; Metazoa; Chordata; Actinopteri; Cypriniformes; Catostomidae. The record is from RefSeq and is a predicted model, not a curated record.
UGUGAUAUUGAGGGUUAUUCAUUUCCCAUUCAUCAUCAUGAGGGCAGUGAGGAGCACAUUUCUGCUGCUGAGUCUUCUGAUUGGUGUUCAGACGUUUCAUAUUUUGAGAGAACCAAAAUCCAAAAAUCAUCAAGAGAUCACAAGAUUGGCCAUCCUACGAGCUACUGCAAAUGUCUGCAAGAGUUUGGAUCCAGAGUUCAAAAAGCCAGAGGUGUUGGAAACAAAAACACUGGCCAAGGCCUGCAAACGCAAGAUUUAUGCAAGUAAUUUUGAAACAGGUGUAAAAAGUAUCUGCUAUCACAAUGUGAUGAUUGACAUUAAGCACGCCAGCAGUGAGAAACACCAUUUUGACAGUGAGAAAUUUGAUGGUGGGAAAGAACUUAUAAUCAAAGGAAUAGAAAAUAUAUGCAGUCAUGCUUCAAGUGGGAAAUUCGAUGAUGCAAGGCAGGCACUUGGGGGACUCCUGCAUACUUUACAGGAUUUCUACAGUCACAGUAACUGGAUAGAGUUGGGAAAUGACAAACCUUACACUGCCCUCAUCAGUCGGAAGACACAACUAACCAACCUUGCAGGUGACAAGAAAACAUGUGUGGAGAAUCCUUCAGAUCAUUCAUCUGGGGCAAAACUUCUGGAUAGCAUUAUCAAGGAUAAGAUUCUGACAUCAGGAUACUUUGGGACAAAGAAACCAAAAGGGAAGUGCAGUCAUGGAGGAGCUUUAGAUUUCACCACUGGCCGUGGGAAAAGCUGGGAUGGCACAAAUAAGGAUUACAGUGAAUCCAACCACGGUUCAUUGCAUGACAAAGCUUCAAGUGUUGCCAUCGAUGCCACCGUGGAACUGCUGGAGAAGAUCCAGAGAAAAAUUACGAACGAAAAAUUCCUCAGACUGGUGGGGCUUCACGAGGAAAAGCCAAAAGGAUCAUUGAAAAUGAAAUUGAUUCCCUUUAAACUCGAUUCAAGAUAUAAGGAUGUAGAGGGGCAGCCAACUUAAAACGUGGAAGUGUAAUAGCUAAACAUUCACAUCUCAUGAGCUUGCUGAAUGUGUCUCUUUUCUUUCCUUCUGUAACUCUACAAGGUUAAUAGAAAAUAUUAUCAGUAUAAUUACAGUAUGUAACUAAACAAAGGGAAAAUGUUUGUUGGUUAUAGUGCCCUACGUUUGAAUCCACUUUUCCAGUUUCCUGCUUCAGAUAGUUUAAAAAGGAAAUGUCCUUAAUUCCCGAUAUUCUGUCCACUUCUAAGAGUGAUAGGCUGAUUGUAUUGACUCUGAGAUCUGACAGUAACUAGUGAAACAUAACAUCUGAUGUUGAUGAUAACCAUGCAUCCUCUGAGUGUUCAAUGUUCAUUAAAAGUUUCAUCUUAAUUCUAUUAAGUUACUGAAUCGUUUGAAUUGCCUGGUUUGUUUUGUAUGAUUUUAUCACUGAUUCUGUAUGUCUUUCACUGAUCUUAAUUGCUCAUUAAA